AUGGCUCUGUUUCACAUGCUUCUCUCGCUACUGUUCUCUGUCCUUGUUUCUGCUCUAUUCUUCCCUAGGAUCGUGCGUUUCCUGGCUGCGCAGGUGGGCCACUAUCUGCGCCGGUCGUCGCGCACCAGACGAGAGCUGCUGUCGGCCAGAGUGGCAGCUGAGACCAACAAGUGCGACGCCAAGCAUGCUGAGGUCGAGGACUUCGACUGGGAGGAAAUUGCAUCGGUCGCUACUGAUGGCCGAGCGGGCAGCAGCAAGGCAGACAAGCACUGGGAGGGCUUCGUGGGCUUCUUCCACCCAUUUUGUAACGCCGGCGGCGGCGGUGAACGAGUUCUCUGGGCAGCCGUCCGCGCGACACAAAAGCGCUGGCCCAAGGCCGUCUGUGUAGUCUACACCGGCGACCACGAUGUCGACAAGGCCGCAAUCCUCAAGCGCGUCGAGGACCGCUUCAACAUCCACCUCCACCCACCCACGGUCCACUUCCUUUACCUCACCACGCGCCACUGGGUGCUCGCCAGCACAUGGCCGCGCUUCACCCUGCUUGGUCAGUCCUUGGGCUCGCUGGUCAUGGCCUAUGACGCCUUUGCUCUGCUUGUUCCAGACAUCUUCGUCGACACCAUGGGCUAUGCUUUUGCCCUUGCGCUCUCCUCGCUCUUUUUUCCAGACGUGCCCACGGGCGCCUACGUCCACUAUCCCACCAUCUCCACCGACAUGCUGGACUCUUUGCACGCGGGUGGCCAGGGCGUCAACGCUGGUGCUGGGAAGGGAUACCGAGGCGCGGCUAAGCAGAAGUACUGGCAGCUGUUCGCACAGCUUUACAGCAAGAUUGGCGGCACCAUCGAUGUGGUCAUGACCAACUCUACCUGGACCCAGGCCCAUGUCAGCUCGCUUUGGGGCCCUUCUCGCAACAAGCGCAACCAUACGGCCGGGAACGACAUCGACGUAGUCUUCCCCCCGGUCGCAGUUGAGGAGGUGACAGAAGCAGUCGAAGUCUCUCAAGCCAGCGAGAAGAAGCGCGGCCCGUACAUCCUCUACAUUGCACAGUUCCGACCGGAGAAGAACCACCAGCUCAUCCUCGAGGCUUUUUCCAGUUUCCUGCGUUCGGACCCCAAACUUCCAGCAUACCCCAACGAGAAACCACAGCUUAUCCUUAUUGGCUCCGUCCGCGAUUCCCUCGACGAAAAGAGCGUGUACAAGUUGCGGCUGUUGGCUCACGAGCUCCAUAUGAAGGAGAACGUCGAGUUUCUCUGCGAUGCGCCAUGGCCGCAGAUGCUGGAAUGGAUGGGCAGAGCCAGUGUUGGUGUCAACGGCAUGUGGAACGAGCACUUUGGCAUUGGCGUCGUCGAGUACCAGGCCGCAGGUUUGAUCUCGGUUGUGAACGACUCUGGGGGCCCGAAGCUGGACAUUGUCGUUGAAGUGGAUGGCAAGCCUACCGGUUUCCAUGCGACUACCGCAGACGAGUAUGCCGAGGGCUUCCGCAAGGCGUUGACGUUAUCACCGAAGGAAACAUUGGCCAUGAGACAGCGGGCGCGCAAGUCUGCAGAGCGGUUCACAGACCGUGGCUUUGCGGACAAGUGGCUGAGGAACAUGGACAAGCUCGUCAAGCUGCAGGUUGAGCGCACAAAGCACUGA
Molecule: messenger RNA, 1632 nt
Organism: Ascochyta rabiei
Lineage: Eukaryota; Fungi; Ascomycota; Dothideomycetes; Pleosporales; Didymellaceae
Product: GDP-Man:Man(3)GlcNAc(2)-PP-dolichol alpha-1,2-mannosyltransferase
Exons: 3
Coding region: 1-1632 (543 amino acids)
Biological process (GO): protein N-linked glycosylation
Cellular component (GO): endoplasmic reticulum membrane
Molecular function (GO): GDP-Man:Man(3)GlcNAc(2)-PP-Dol alpha-1,2-mannosyltransferase activity
Source: RefSeq, a predicted model, not a curated record